Messenger RNA from Camellia sinensis, 1406 nucleotides. RefSeq names its product LIM domain-containing protein PLIM2b. Lineage: Eukaryota; Viridiplantae; Streptophyta; Magnoliopsida; Ericales; Theaceae. The record is from RefSeq and is a predicted model, not a curated record.
CCUCAUGAAUCGUGUUGCAAUACAUUUCACACUAUUUAACCAACUUCUUUUUUAACUAAAAUAACUAUCAAGACAACAAUAACAAUGAUGUUAGGCUAUUUUUUUGGUCCAAAUUUCCCCCAAGAAUGAGUCAAAACACACAACCCUUGUUUUUCUCUAUUCCAAUCAGAUUAAAUCCACAUUUUACUCCAAAACAAUCCAUUUUAACUUCAUAAUAUUGGGAUCUCCAAACACGUGCCCUUCCCUUAUUGGUUCAAUUCCAAUCCAGUUUAAACCAUUGCAAGAAAAAAUUGAAAUUCUAUUUUAGUUUGAUAUAAAUCAGAUUUCUUCAGACAAAAUAAAGACUUUGUUUGGUCUCAAUUGUGUGAGGCUGAAACAAAGAGCCACAACUUCAAUUCAUUGAACAUUUUUUGAACUUUAAUCCUCGGCAGCCCAAUCGAUCUGUUGGUUUCUUCUCAAGAAGUUGUUCUUCAGAACGAAUAGGAAGAGAUUAUUUAAUUCUUUAUUUUUUUAUUUUUGAAAAAAAUUGGAAGACAAAAAAAUGGCAUUCACAGGGACAUUGGAUAAAUGCAAGGAUUGCGAUAAGACUGUUUAUUUUGUUGAUUUGUUGUCUGCUGAUGGAGUUACUUAUCACAAAUCGUGCUUCAAAUGCAGCCACUGCAAAGGAACUCUUGUUAUGAGCAACUACUCUUCCAUGGAUGGAGUCCUCUACUGCAAAACUCAUUUUGAACAACUUUUCAAGGAGUCUGGCAAUUUCAGCAAGAACUUCCAAACAUCGGGGAAACCUGAGAGGGAAAAUUCACUGACUAGGGCCCCAAGCAAACUUUCUUCCUUGUUCUCUGGAACCCAAGACAAGUGUUCAGCUUGUAACAAAACUGUGUACCCAUUAGAGAAGGUGAAUAUGGAAGGAGAGUCUUUCCACAAAUCAUGCUUCAAGUGUGCUCAUGGUGGCUGUCCCCUUACACAUUCCUCUUAUGCUGCCCUUGAUGGAGUUCUCUAUUGCAAGCACCAUUUUGCUCAACUCUUCAUGGAGAAAGGAACAUAUAGCCAUGUCCUCGAGGCCGCUCAUCAUCGAAGGAACAGUAGUGUGGUUUCUGUUGAACCAGGAUUAACAGAGGAAGAGCCAAAACCAGAUCUUGACAAGACAGAAGAGUAGUCCUAACUACAAACUUUAGUCUCCCCUUUCAAUUCAUCAUUUCCAUGUUUCCAAAAUAUUUCCAUUGUCAUGAUAAAUUUUUUUUGUCUACUCUCAAAAACAUUGUUUCUUGUUUGGUUGUGCUUUCAAGAGAUUAAUUGUGUAUGUAAUUAAUACAAAUGUGGCUUGUGUUUACUAAUCUUAAUUUUUUGGUGCUUUUGCCAACAACUUAAUGCAAUCAAAAUCAUCUCAAGCAAUGCUUUUAGUUUUA